Molecule: messenger RNA, 378 nt
Organism: Wallemia mellicola CBS 633.66
Lineage: Eukaryota; Fungi; Basidiomycota; Wallemiomycetes; Wallemiales; Wallemiaceae
Exons: 1
Coding region: 1-378 (125 amino acids)
Source: RefSeq, a predicted model, not a curated record
AUGGCUUCGAAAAUCGUAGAAAGCUGUACACUGAGCGAUGGACGACGUGUUAUUGUAGAUGCGGAUGGUAAUGUCGCAGUAACAAUCGGUAGUCUACCCAAAUCGACUAGCCAUACAAAAAGAAGGGAGAGGAAAUCCGUUGAUAGCAGUGAAAAGCAAACGAAAUCUGUGCAGGAGCUAUCAAGACAUGUAGUUAGAGCGCUUGCCACAACGCAUACAGAUAUACAUCCUACGCCAUCCGUCGAUUAUCUCCUCAGCGAAUGCGAGAAGGCUGUACAGCAAGGCGAAGACGUAGAAGCGAUUUUAGAACGUCUCAGACGAAAACAAGGCAAAAAUGAGUUACCAGGCGCCUGGACUGAACUUUCUACCUCUUGUUGA